Vombatus ursinus (common wombat) is the source of this 1351-nucleotide messenger RNA. It is a transcript of the gene GRINA, whose product is annotated as glutamate ionotropic receptor NMDA type subunit associated protein 1. Gene Ontology annotation, cellular component: endoplasmic reticulum; Golgi apparatus; membrane. The record is from RefSeq and is a predicted model, not a curated record. Bases 161 to 1246 code for a protein of 361 amino acids. NCBI's taxonomy places the organism in Eukaryota, Metazoa, Chordata, Mammalia, Diprotodontia, Vombatidae. Gene Ontology annotation, biological process: negative regulation of apoptotic signaling pathway. The transcript has 8 exons.
UCAGAUACUUACUAGCUGUGUGACCCUGGAUGUGGAACCGGCAAGGACCUCCGGAAGUCAUCCAGCUCCACCCCGUCAUUUCACAGCUGAGGACACUGAAGCCUGAGAAGUGAAGGGACUUGCUCAAAGUCAUUCAGUGAUAAUUGUCAAACCUGCCACCAUGUCCCAUGAGAAGAGUUUCUUGGUGACUGGGGAUGUUAAUACCUCUGCCAACCCUGGAUACCCUGGGGGGUCUCAGCCUCCAAUGCCCCCCUAUGGUCAACCACCCUACCCUGUGGCCCCCCACCCACAGCCCCCCUUUCAGGCUGGUUAUGGCCAACCAGGGUAUCCUCAGGGGCCCUACCCUCAAGGGCCCUAUCCUCAGGGGCCCUAUCCUCAGGGCCCUUACCCAGCAGGGGGCUACCCCCAGGAUGCUUACCCAGCAGGAGGCUACCCCCAGGAACCCUACCCACACAGACCUUUUCCCACCAAUCCUUAUGGACAGCCACAGGACUUUCAGGACCCCAACUCACCAAUGCAUGGAAACUACCAUGGGGAAGGGCCUCCAUCCUAUUAUGACAACCAGGACUUCCCAACCACGGACUGGAGUGACCAGAGCAUCCGUAGGGCAUUUAUUCGAAAGGUGUUCCUGGUCCUUACCCUGCAGCUGACUGUGACCCUUUCCUCUGUGGCUGCAUUCACCUUUGUGGAAGAUGUGAAGAUCUUUGUCCGGACCCAUGUCUGGACCUACUAUGUCUCCUAUGCCUUCUUCUUUGUCUCUCUCAUUGUCCUUAGCUGCUGUGGGGAUUUUAGACGAAAGCACCCUUGGAACCUCAUUGCCCUGUCCAUCCUGACCCUGAGCUUGUCAUACAUGGUGGGCAUGAUUGCAAGUUUCUAUGAUACGGAUGCAGUCAUCAUGGCCGUGGGCAUUACCACUGUGGUCUGCUUCACUGUGGUCAUCUUCUCCCUGCAGACCCGGUAUGACUUCACCUCCUGUAUGGGGAUCCUCCUGGUGAGCACAGUGGUACUGUUAAUCUUUGCCCUCCUCUGCAUCUUCAUCCGCAACCGGAUCAUGGAGAUAGUCUAUGCCUCACUGGGAGCUCUGCUCUUCACCUGUUUCCUGGCAGUGGACACCCAGCUGCUUCUGGGGAACAAGCAGCUGUCUCUGAGCCCCGAGGAGUAUGUGUUUGCUGCCCUGAACCUCUACACAGACAUAAUCAACAUCUUCCUCUACAUCCUUGCCAUCAUCGGCCGGGCUAAGGAGUAGCCCUGGCUGGGCCCUGCCUGGCCACCAACCCCUUCCUUCCUUCUCUGUUUUCUCCUUCCCUCUUUUCUCCUAACUCUCUCCCAGCUCUUUUCCUUCCUCCCUUCU